Messenger RNA from Galendromus occidentalis (western predatory mite), 1149 nucleotides. Its product is annotated as monothiol glutaredoxin-S11. Gene Ontology annotation, cellular component: nucleus; cytosol. Gene Ontology annotation, biological process: intracellular iron ion homeostasis. Lineage: Eukaryota; Metazoa; Arthropoda; Arachnida; Mesostigmata; Phytoseiidae. The record is from RefSeq and is a predicted model, not a curated record. The coding region runs from base 169 to 855 and encodes 228 amino acids. The transcript is spliced from 5 exons.
GACUCUCGAGCCGACAACUGAGCUGACGGAGAACAACACAGCGGUAACUUCAGUGCCUUAGUGAAAAAGUGUUCUGUCGGGGACGGAACGUGUGAGGACUCUGGAAUUUACCGGUCGGGAGUGCGGACCUUCUUCCUGGAAUACCUCCUGGUGUGCGAAAAAUCGGCAAUGGAAGUUAUCAAGAGCAAGGAGGACUUCGAGAAAGCUUCGACCAAUUCUCUGAAAGGUUUCCUCGUUGUUCAUUUCUUCGCCGCUUCAUGGUCGCCCGAGUGCACUCAGAUGGAGGAUGUCAUUAAGGAAAUUGCGGCUGAUCACCCGAAAACCAAGUUCUUCAGGAUCGAAGCUGAGGAGUUGGAGGCGAUCUCACAGCAAUACGGGAUUACUGCCGUGCCGGAGUUCGUAUUCCUGCUGGGCAAGGCUACACAAGAGAAAAUGCGAGGAGCUGAUCCGUCAAGCUUCAUGCACAAGGUCCGAGAACUUGAGAAGAAAGCCGAAACUGCCUGCCUGGGAGACGAAGCGACGAAGUCCGCGUCCUCGAGCGCCGAAUCGCUCGACACACGUCUCCGGAAGCUCAUAGAUUCGAAGAAAGUGAUGAUUUUCAUGAAGGGUGACCCGAACCAGCCUCGAUGUGGAUUCAGCCGGAAGGCCAUCGAAAUGUUGAAGAAGCACAGCGUAGAGUUCGGUUAUUUCGAUAUCCUGACCGACAAUGAUGUCCGUGAAGGACUCAAGAAAUACUCGAAUUGGCCCUCAUAUCCCCAACUCUACGUCAAAGGUGAUCUCGUGGGCGGAGUCGACAUCAUGGCGCAGCUAGAGGAAGAGGGUAGCCUGAAGGGAGUUCUCGAAGGAUCAGCGUGAAAUCUGAUCGCUCUAAUUCGAGCGUCUGGAGUUCCGCACCGGAGUCUCUAGCUCAGGAUUGAAGAGAGAAAGUCAAACGAUAGAGCCUUAUCCACGCAUCAAUACCUCGAUCGAUACCUAGCUCGCUUUUCGCCGAGUCUUAAAGAGCCGUAGAUUUCUCAGAGGCGUCUCCGAGUCGAAGAAUACAUUCCCAUGCAUCGACGUAUCGGUCGAAGUUGUUCGUCAUAGGAGUUCUUGGCAAUGGACCAGGAAGUGUUCCGUGAAAUAAACCUCGGGGCUUCAUUGCGAGAAACC